Schizosaccharomyces osmophilus is the source of this 558-nucleotide messenger RNA. It is a transcript of the gene ubc8, whose product is annotated as ubiquitin conjugating enzyme E2 Ubc8. The record is from RefSeq and is a predicted model, not a curated record. Bases 1 to 558 code for a protein of 185 amino acids. Gene Ontology annotation, molecular function: ubiquitin conjugating enzyme activity. NCBI's taxonomy places the organism in Eukaryota, Fungi, Ascomycota, Schizosaccharomycetes, Schizosaccharomycetales, Schizosaccharomycetaceae. The transcript has a single exon. Gene Ontology annotation, biological process: protein polyubiquitination; ubiquitin-dependent protein catabolic process. Gene Ontology annotation, cellular component: nucleus.
AUGUCGAGCCCUAGAAGAAGAAUUGAGACUGAUGUUAUGAAAUUGCUGAUGAGUGACUACGAGGUUACCCUCGUAAACGAUAAUAUGCAAGAAUUUUAUGUUCGCUUUCAUGGUCCUAACGAAACUCCAUAUGCAGAAGGAGUUUGGAAAAUCCAUGUAGAAUUGCCAAGCGAGUAUCCUUGGAGGUCUCCCAGUAUCGGGUUUGUGAAUCGAAUCUUCCAUCCAAACAUCGACGAGCUUAGUGGAAGUGUUUGCUUAGACGUAAUUAAUCAGACUUGGUCUCCUAUGUUUGAUAUGAUUAACAUUUUUGAAGUUUUUCUUCCUCAAUUGCUUCGCUACCCAAAUGCUUCUGAUCCUUUGAACGGGGAAGCUGCCGCAUUGCUACUUCGCGAACCCCAAACUUUUACCAGUAAAGUGAAAGAUUACAUUCAAAGAUAUGCUAGCAAAGACCAUGCAGAUGCCUCUUUGGAUGACUCUUCAGACAAUGAUUCCAUGUCUUCCAUCGAAACAGAGUCUGAAAAUGAAGAAGUUACUGGUCAAAUGGAUGAUGACUUAUAA